CACUACAAUUUUUAGAGGUCCCAGCUCCCAACACAUCUCAUGCAAUUUUUGCUAGGCAUCAUCUCUUGUCCAAACCUCUGCGCACUAUCAACUCUCUCUCUCUCUCUCUCAAAAUUUUCUCUCUCAUGUUUCCGUUAAUUUCUGUCUGUCACGGUCCAACUUGCAGAGAGGCUAGGGUCUAAGUGGAUUCACCCUUUCAGUCUCUUCUGUCUCUCUCUUCACGUGGUUGCUAAAAGCCUAAAACAAUGGAAUGAAUGAUCAUUUUCCCCAUUCAUUUAACAAUCCUCUGCAAACCCUAAUAUUCAUAAUCCCUACUGUCACUUCCUCUACUAUCUCAUUUCCGAAUUGCAAUUUAUCCGCUGACUUUCUCUUUCAAAUUCUGUUUCUUUCAAUUUCUUUUAUUGCAUUGGAUCACAUUGCAUUGCCAAAUGCAAUUCUGAUACGAAGAACUCUGUCUACGUCGAUAUAAUUCUCUCUCUUAACAAUUUAAUUGUAAUAUUUUGUUUGUGUAAUUGAAUUGGCGCUUCUUACGAGAUUGGGUGUGAAUUGUAGCAAUUCAAUCUGGAGGGUGGUUUAUUGAACCAACGUUUUGGAUCCGAUUGGGGGAGAAACAGCGCCAUUAGAUGGCGCUGUUCAGAAGGUUCUUUUAUCGGAAGCCGCCGGAUCGGCUUCUUGAGAUCUCCGAGAGAGUAUACGUGUUUGAUUGUUGCUUCUCCACUGGCAUAUUGUUAGAACAUGAGUACAAAAUGUACAUGAAUGGCAUUGUAGCUCAGCUACAAGAUCACUAUCCAGAUGCUUCUUUCAUGGUUUUUAACUUCAGAGAAGGGGAGCGGAAGAGCCAAAUUUCAGAUAUAUUAUCUCAGUAUGACAUGACAGUGAUGGAUUACCCUCGGCAAUAUGAGGGGUGUCCUUUGUUACCAUUGGAGAUGAUCCACCACUUCCUGCGAUCCAGUGACAGCUGGUCAUCAUUGCAGGGGCAACAAAAUGUGCUGCUGAUGCAUUGUGAAAAGGGAGGAUGGCCUGUGCUCGCAUUCAUGCUUGCAGGCCUUCUGUUAUACCGAAAACAGUACAGUGGUGAACAAAAAACUCUUGAAAUGGUAUACAAGCAAGCUCCUAGGGAACUUCUUUAUCUUUUGUCUCCUUUAAAUCCACAGCCUUCCCAGCUGAGAUAUCUUCAGUACAUUUCCAGAAGGAAUUCUUUGGGUUCAGAUUGGCCGCCAUCAAGUACACCCUUAGCUUUGGACUGUAUCAUACUCAGAGUCGUACCUUUGUUUGAUGGGGGAAAGGGUUGUCGACCAGUAGUUCGUGUUUAUGGUCAGGAUCCUUCUUCAACGACAGCUAAUAGAAGUUCAAAGCUUUUGUUUUCAACCUCAAAGAUGAAAAAACAUCCUCGCCACUACCGACAGGAAGAGUGUGCACUGAUUAAACUAGAUAUUCAUCGCCGUAUCCAAGGAGAUGUUGUUCUUGAGUGCAUCCAUUUGGGUGAUGACCUGCAAAAGGAGGAAAUGAUGUUCAGAGUUAUGUUCCACACAGCAUUUGUCAGGUCAAAUGUGUUGAUGUUGAACCGUGAUGAAGUUGAUGUCUUGUGGGAUGCAAAGGACCAAUUUCCAAAAGACUUCAAAGCAGAGGUACUCUUUUCGGAUGCUGAUGCAGUUCCAUCUAUUAUCACCACAGAAGUAGCAAGUGAAGAUGAGAAUGAGGCGGAAGUAGCAUCACCUGAAGAGUUCUUUGAGGUCGAAGAGAUCUUCAGCAAUGUAGUAGACGGACAUGAUGGAAAGGGAAGCUUGGGUGCUCAUAUAGUUCAAGACAGCACGCUAGAUGACGAGAAUCACAAAGUGGUUUGGAAAGAGGAAAUGGAAACUCACGCAUUUCAAGACUGUGCAUCUGAUGACGGGAAUCACAAACAGGAUGGGAAGAUAGAUUCUAACUUUCAUGCUGGAAAAGCCAUUGCUCUAAAUGAUAGAAGGCGUGAGUUAGGCUCUACGGUAGUGGUUGCUGAUUUGCCCAACAAUAUAGAAACCAAGGUAAUAGCUGCAAAUGUCGGUGGCAAGUCGGAAGAGAAGAAGAAUAGCCAAGUUAGGGAAGAAAAUGAUAUGCAGAAGAACUUAAAAAGGCAGGAUUCACAGCAGAAGUUGAGUGCUGAUCUUUGCAGACAACCACAAUCCUUCAGUGCAGAACCAGCUGCAGAUUUAGUUGAUGCAAAUCAAAAUAUUAAGCAGCAAGAACCUCAGGAUAUGGUUGUAAGACAGGCAAAGCCAAAUGCAGAUUCUCAGUCAAUCCCUCCUAAGAAUGUCUCUCACACUGAUUCAAUGCAUGUAUCAUAUCUGCAGUCGAGAUAUAACAGUGAACCAGCUGCACAAGCCCUUGUAAAGGAUUCUCAUGAGGAUGGAAAAUUAAAGUCUCCUGCUAAUGCUGCUGGACCUGUGGUUCCAACUAAUUACAUCCCUAAAACUAUAAGUCAUAAAGUUGAUCCCACAAAGAGCGCAGAGGUUGCACCAAUAAAACACACUUCUUUUCCACCGUCUUCAGAUGAACUCCUACUUCAAGGGACUUGCACUCCCUCUUCGACUACACCAGCACCAUUUCCUGGCCCACGUCAAGUUGCCCCUCCUCCUCCUCCUCCUCCUCCAUCUUUUAACAAAACUUCAAAUUCUCUUCCUCUACAAAGUCAUGUGACAAUUCUGCAUGAUGUAGAAACUCCGGCAUCCCGACCUUUAAUACCUCCCCCUCCCCCUGUACCUCCUCCUCCUAGCUCUUUGUUGUGUACUUUUACCUCCAAAUCUUCUUUUCCACCUGACCACACCAUGCAAGUGGAAGAAACUAGUUUUUCCCUUCCUCCUCCACCUCCACCUCCAUCUCCACCUCCACUAGCAAAUUCUCAAGGAAACAAUCCCCCUCCACAUGCCACUCAAUGCAGUGUGCAGAAUUUUGGUAAGGUUCUGCCUCCUCCGCCUGCACCACCCCCUUGGAAAGUUGGGACUUCUGAAACUGUUCCUGUGAUGGUAUCAGGCUAUCCACCUCCUCCGCCGCCACCCCCUCCUCCUUUUUAUGCAUCCGCUAUAUCAAAACCUGCUGGAGUUGGAGUUUCUACUCCACCUCAACCUUCACCUCCUCCCCCUCCCCCUCCUUUGCAAUCACAUCCUACCAUGCAUGGAGUCGGAGUUUCUACUCCACCUCCACCUCGACCUUCCCCUCCACUUCCACCACCUCCUCCUCCCCCUCCGCCAACUUUGCAAUCACUUCCUACCAUGCAUGGAGUUGGAGUUUCUACUCCACCUCCACCUCCACCUCCACCACCUCCUCCUCCCCCUCCGCCAACUUUGCAAUCACAUCCUACCAUGCACGGAGUUGGAGUUUCUACUCCACCUCCACCUCCACCUCCACCUCCACCUCCACCACCUAACCCUCCCCCUCCCCCUCCCCCUCCCCCUCCUCUGCAAUCACAUCCUACCAUGCAUGGAGUUGGAGUUUCUACGCCACCUCUACCUCCUCCCCCUCCACCUCCUUUGCAAUCACAUCCUACCAUGCAUGGAGUUCCUCCUCCUCCCCUUCCACAUGGCACUCCACUCCCACCUCCCCCACCCGCUCCUCCACAUGGUGCUCCAACGCCACCGCCCCCACCCCCUCCUCCACAUGGUGCUCCAACGCCGCCACCCCCACCUCUUCUAUCUAGAGCCCCACCCCCGCCGCCCCCGCCUCUUCUAUCUAGAGCCCCACCCCCGCCACCUCCUCCGACAAGUGGAGCCCCACCUCCCCCUCCUCCUCCGACAUGUGGAACCCCGCCUCCCCCACCUCCUCCAACAGGUGGAACCCCGCCUCCCCCCCCUCCUCCGAUGCAUGGAGUGCCGCCUCCACCACCUCCAAUGCGUGGAGCCCCACCUCCACCGCCGCCUCCAGCGGUUGGAGGCCCACCUCCACCACCUCCUCCUGGAGCUCGGGCUCCUGGCCCUCCUCCACCUCCUGGAGCACCCAGACCUCCAGGUGGUGCACCUCCACCGCCUCCAGCUUUUGGUGCCAAAGGACCAGCAACAGAUGCGAGAGGUUUGUCUUCAGCAAGAGGGCGUGGGAUUUCACGUCCGGGAGGGAUGUCACCUGCUUCAGCGUCUCGAAGAUCUACUUUAAAGCCACUGCACUGGAGCAAGGUAACCAGGGCAUUGCAAGGAAGCUUGUGGGAAGAAUUGCAAAGACAUGGAGAGCAGCCUCACAUUGCGGCAGAAUUUGAUGUGUCAGAACUUGAAACUCUUUUCUCUGCCACAGUCGCAAAGUCGAACAGCUCAGGAGGUAAAUCUGGAGGGCGGAAGUCUGCUGGAUCUAAAACUGACAAAGUCCACCUGGUUGACCUCAGGAGGGCCAAUAAUACUGAAAUUAUGCUUACAAAAGUUAAGAUGCCUCUUCCUGAUAUGAUGGCUGCGGCACUAGCUAUGGAUGGGUCAAUUUUAGAUGCUGAUCAAGUUGAAAAUCUUAUAAAAUUUUGUCCUACUAAAGAAGAGAUGGAACUUCUUAAGGGUUACACUGGUGACAAGGAGAAACUGGGGAAGUGUGAACAGUUCUUUUUGGAGCUGAUGAAGGUGCCUCGUGUGGAGUCUAAAUUAAGAGUUUUUCUUUUCAAAAUUCAGUUUAAUACCCAGGUUGGGUAUCUACUUCAUGUGACUUUGACAUCAGAUUUUAAAAAGAGUUUGAACACUGUAAACUCUGCAUGUGAAGAGGUUCGGAAUUCCCUCAAAUUGAAGGAAAUUAUGAAGAAAAUUUUAUAUCUGGGAAAUACAUUAAAUCAAGGAACUGCAAGGGGUUCUGCAGUCGGAUUUAAGUUGGACAGUCUUCUAAAACUCACUGAUACACGUGCUUCCAAUAGCAAGAUGACACUUAUGCAUUAUCUUUGCAAGGUCCUUGCCUCGAAGGCACCAACUCUUUUAGACUUCCAUGAGGAUCUUGUUAGUCUGGAAGCUGCAACAAAGAUACAAUUGAAGUCUUUGGCAGAAGAAAUGCAAGCUAUUAUCAAGGGAUUGGAAAAGGUAAAGCAGGAGUUGGUUGGAUCAGAAAAUGAUGGCCCUGUAUCUGAAAUUUUUCGUAAGACGUUGAAGGAAUUCGUUGGUGUUGCUGAGACAGAGGUGGCCUCUGUAACAAAUUUGUACUCUGUGGUGGGUAGAAAUGCAGAUGCUCUAGCCCUAUAUUUUGGCGAGGACCCUGCCCGUUGCCCAUUUGAACAAGUUACUGCAACCCUCUCAAACUUCGUGCGGAUGUUCCGUAAAGCGCAUGAUGAGAACUGCAAACAGGCUGAAUUGGAGAAGAAGAAAGCUCAGAAGGAGGUUGAGAUGGAGAAGGCAAAGGGAAUUAAUCUAACAAAGAAGAGUGGGAAAUAGAGGAAAUUGUUUGGGUUAUCCCCUGUAUGGGAAUUGGGUAUUCCAUCUGAGAGGUCUGUUGCAGUGUUGUUUACUGAAUGUUGUACAAAGUUCCACUGCUUCAAAGAUACACGAGAAGUGUCCUCCUCCAAUAUUACAGUGUGAUGCCAUGAUUUUUAGGGGAUUCAACAAGAUGAAUAGAAGGAGAUACUUCUUGAGGCUUGCAGACCUUAAAUUGUCUUUGAAUAGCUCAGCUACAAAUGCAGGGCCCAAUGCCGCCAUUGGACCACUCGAUGAUUGCUGCCAGCUGAUUUUCCGCAUGAGAUAUGACACAGUCAUCUGAUUUUCACAUGGGGCGGUUAUUAUUGUCCUUUUGGUAGCGAUGGUUCUCCACUUCUCCAUAUCAUUUGGCAUUUCAGAGGAGCGGAUCUGGCCCUUUGUUGCCUCAUUUAUAGAAGAAAAUUUUGGUAAUGUCAGGUCAGUUCUUCAACACGAUAGCAGUAGUAUCGGCUUUCGCCAUUCAUUUGGCAUUUCAGCACCAGAGCAGAUGCCCUUGAGACUGUAAACUACAAGCCCCCGAUGUACCAUCAACCAUGUACAAAGCUCUAACCCUGUGCCUACAUUCAAAUUUGAUUCUUUUUUGACUGACACACAAGUUUUUUUCCUUUUUUUUCUUUUUUUCUUUUGUUAUUUUGUGAUUUUCACUGAUCACGAAAUUGUGUAUAGAAAGUCAGGAUAAGUAGAGGAAGUAGGAGACAGGCUCUCUUAGUGCAAAUGUAAUAUAAAUCAAAAAUAGGCUGUGGAUGUAGAAACUACUUGUUUCUUAAAUUUGAUUCUUCUUUAGUUAAAAUAUUCAAUGCCAAACGUUUUCCAUGUC
This is a messenger RNA of Cornus florida, 6216 nucleotides long. Its product is annotated as formin-like protein 20. The transcript has 17 exons. The record is from RefSeq and is a predicted model, not a curated record. Lineage: Eukaryota; Viridiplantae; Streptophyta; Magnoliopsida; Cornales; Cornaceae. The coding region runs from base 624 to 5360 and encodes 1578 amino acids.